Messenger RNA from Magnolia sinica, 874 nucleotides. RefSeq names its product elicitor-responsive protein 3. The transcript has 7 exons. Lineage: Eukaryota; Viridiplantae; Streptophyta; Magnoliopsida; Magnoliales; Magnoliaceae. The record is from RefSeq and is a predicted model, not a curated record. The coding region runs from base 93 to 611 and encodes 172 amino acids.
UUCCUAACUAUAAAUACCCUUUCUUCCUCCCUUUUAAAAUCCUAAAGACUCGACAUUCCCUUUUCCUCGAAAAUCUCUCUCUCUGAAAGAAGAUGCCUGCAGGAACGCUCGAAGUUCUUCUCGUCGGUGCCAAAGGCCUCGAAAACACCGAUUUCCUCUGUAACAUGGAUCCUUAUGCGAUUCUCAUUUGUCGCACUCAGGAGCAGAAAAGCAGUGUGGCGUCAGGUAAAGGAACUGAGCCGGAAUGGAAUGAGAACUUUGUAUUCACAGUUUCUGAAGGUGUUUCAGAGAUGACUAUCAAGUUAAUGGACAGUGACAACUUUAGUUCGGAUGAUUUUGUGGGAGAAGCGACCAUUCCCUUAGAACCAUUGUUCAUGCAAGGGAGCAUCCCACCAACUGUUUAUAACGUGGUGAAGGACCAGGAAUAUUGUGGAGAGAUCAGAGUCGGCCUCACCUUUACUCCAGAGGAAAGAGGGGAACAGCGAUAUGGAACUGGCGAACAGCGAUAUGGAACCGACGAACAGCGAUAUGGAACUGGGGAACAGCGAUAUGGAACUGGUGAACAGCGAUAUGGAACCGACGAACAUGGCGGAUGGAAGGAAUCUUCGUGAGAAAGAAGAGAAGUCUCUUUGAAGGUGAGAUCGACGCUGCAUCAUUACAAGAGAGACGGUUUGGGGGCAUGAACGAUCCAUUCAGCUUCAGCUUUUGUUGAACUCGAGUUUGGGUAAAUUACAAUAUUACAGACUCUGAUUUGAAUUGAAAAUAAAUGAAAAACCGGUAGAUUAAGAGAAAAUGUUUGAAGAAAAAAGAAAGUAAAAGAAAAGCUAGAAAGACUUUGAUUUGGUUUUGGAAUCUUGAUUUUUAGGUUGAUUGA